GGGUUGCGCCUCCACCGUUGAGUCUUGAAUAUCCCAAAAGUUGAGUGUGAAGAAGAAGAGUAACUAAACCUAACACACCUUUUUUUUUAUGGAAGAAACCGAAUUCCGGAAGAGGAAUUUCUCCCCAAUCCCAUACCCUAGAGAGAGGUAGAAGAAUUCAGAGAGAGAGAGAGAGACAUACUGAGAUUGCGGGUGAGGAGAUGGGCAAGCUGACGUUCCGGCGGAAGAAGAAGUCCGCCCCGCCCACGCUACCUCCUCCUCCUCCGGCGAUCGAGGCGGCGGCGGCCACUACGAGUAAGGCGUCCGCGAAGAAGAAGGCGGUCGGCUCGCGCCUCUGGAUGCGGAUGGAUCGCCUCGGCCAGUCGGAACUGAUCGAGUGUGAUAAGUCUGUCAUCAUCAAGCGCGUCUCUAUUCCCGCUAGGGAUUUGAGGAUUCUCGGGCCUAUUUUCUCUCAUUCCUCCAGCAUUCUUGCUAGGGAAAAAGCCAUGAUUGUCAAUUUGGAAUUCAUAAGAGCAAUAGUUACAGCAGAAGAAGUAUUGUUACUUGAUCCUCUUCAGCAGGAGGUUCUGCCAUUUGUGGAUCAGCUAAGACGGCAAUUGCCUCAGAAAAUCCCUUCUAAAUAUGUGUCAGACCAAAUGGUCUCUCACGAUAAUGAAAUGCAAUCUGCCACUGCUGGACAAUGGUUAGCUGCUCCAGAAACUGCUGAAGGGUUGCAAGACGAACUUCCUUUUGAGUUCCAGGUCCUCGAAAUAGCAUUAGAGGUUGUAUGCACAUAUUUGGACUCCAGUGUUGCUGAACUUGAGAGGGAUGCUUACCCGGCUUUAGAUGAACUGGCCAUAAGUGUUAGCACCAAGAAUCUGGAGCAUGUGCGGAGUUUGAAAAGCAAUCUCACUCGUUUGCUUGCCCGGGUACAGAAGGUGAGGGAUGAAAUUGAACACCUUUUAGAUGACAAUGAAGAUAUGGCCCAACUAUACCUUACUCGGAAGUGGAUACAGAAUCAACAAGCUGAGUCCUUAGGUCCUGCAUCAAAUAGCAUUGUUCCUGGUGCACCUCAUCUCCGCCGGCUCAACUCUGCCAGAAGUGGUAGUCUUGUGAGCAAUUAUCUGAAUGACCAGGAUGUAGAGGACCUAGAAAUGUUGCUUGAAGCCUACUUCAUGCAAUUGGAUGGCACCCGCAAUAAAAUUCUAUCUGUGAGUUUUUUUUUCCCAGCACUCUAUGUAUUUCUUGAUCUUGGCACCCACAAUAAAAUUCUAUCUGUACGAGAAUAUAUUGAUGACACAGAAGAUUAUGUGAACAUCCAACUUGACAAUCAAAGAAACGAACUUAUUCAGCUGCAGCUGACAUUGACGAGUGCUUCAUUCGCUAUUGCAGUGGAAACCGGUCUAGCUGGGAUAUUUGGAAUGAAUAUUCCGUGCACGCUGUACGAAACCAACGGCAUAUUUUGGGAAGUUGUUGGGCUUAUGACGGCCGUGUGUGUGGUGCUAUUCGUUCUUGUUCUGGGAUACGCUAGAUGGAAGAAGCUCAUUGGGACUUGAGGUAUACAACCUCUCGACAAUAAUUGGAAUAGUAAAUACAAGUUUUAUUCAUGAAUUUAUUUCUACAUCCUUCAAUUUCUUCACUUGUAAUACUAGUUUAGCUAUUAUACGUACCAAAUGUUUCACUCAGGGUGUUUUAAUGGCCACCAAAUCCUCUGCUUUC
Salvia miltiorrhiza (redroot sage) is the source of this 1698-nucleotide messenger RNA. Its product is annotated as magnesium transporter MRS2-4. The transcript has 4 exons. The record is from RefSeq and is a predicted model, not a curated record. Gene Ontology annotation, cellular component: membrane. NCBI's taxonomy places the organism in Eukaryota, Viridiplantae, Streptophyta, Magnoliopsida, Lamiales, Lamiaceae. The coding region runs from base 201 to 1535 and encodes 444 amino acids. Gene Ontology annotation, biological process: transmembrane transport; magnesium ion transport. Gene Ontology annotation, molecular function: magnesium ion transmembrane transporter activity.